Messenger RNA from Carassius auratus (goldfish), 1474 nucleotides. Its product is annotated as natural killer cell receptor 2B4-like. NCBI's taxonomy places the organism in Eukaryota, Metazoa, Chordata, Actinopteri, Cypriniformes, Cyprinidae. Bases 371 to 1444 code for a protein of 357 amino acids. The record is from RefSeq and is a predicted model, not a curated record. Gene Ontology annotation, cellular component: membrane. The transcript is spliced from 7 exons.
AAGAAUUUACUGCUGUCUGAAGACAACCUGAUAGGUUGACAAGUGCAAAAUCUUUGGUCUGCACACACUUACUUCUAAGGGCUAGUGGUUUGUAAAGUGGUAAGUAACCAUAGUAAUAUCGACCUUCCUUUGCUUUAUCUCUGACGGUUUAGUUUUGUAGGUGGCUGCAAGAACAGACUAGAACAGCGAGGGGACAGAACAGACACUCAGUGAUGCAUUUUAAUUUAGUUUUUGUGUUUUGUUUAGAAAUUUCCUGUCUAGGUGAUUUAAAUGAGGUUCACAGAGUGUUUCACAAAAAAUGCUCGACUUCCUCUUCUAGACAGUAGGUAGCACAUCAUAACAACAAGACAGAGACCCUCCGUCUGUUGCAAUGGAAAUUGGUCAAUUUCUUGUGUUCUUCAUGAAAGUUCUGAUCUCCAGCACAGCAUCCGGACCUGGAAACCAUGUGUUCAUACAGACAGGGGGCUCUGUUGAACUGGAUAUAAAAAAUAAAACACUGCCAGAGUUUAAUAGUUUAGUCUGGGUGAAAGAUAUGUCAGACAAUAUAGUCAAAUUCAUGAGUCAGUCUGGAGAUAUAAAAGAGCACAGUUCAUAUAAGAACAGAGUGGAGUUCAAUACUGAAACCUUCUCUGUCACACUGAGGAACAUGAAGAAGACAGACAGUGGAAUCUACAUGGCAAAAACAAAAGGAGAUCAAGAAAUAUGUGUUGCUAAACACAACAUAUCAGUUAUAGAUCCAGUGGAUUUUCCUGUUCUGAAAGAGAACUUCACCAUGAUAAGUGUUAACGUCUGUAUCGUGAACGUCUCAUGCAGUGGGCUUGAUCAUACUGUAAGCGAAAGAUACUACAGCAACAAUUGCACUCAGGAGGAGGUGACAUCAUUUGGAAUCCAGACUCUAGCACUGUAUUGUAUAGAGAACAUUGUUGUUUGUAACUACAGCAACCCAGUCAGCUGGAAGAAUGACACAGUAGAGAUUUACCAACUUUGCACAAGUCAUGAACAGAAUCUCAAAGAAAUCAUCAGUUCCUUUCCUCUCCAUUGGCUCUUGGUCAUCGCUGGUGUAUCAGUGUUGGUUUUCACAGCAGUUACUGUAAUAUGCUGCUCUUACAAGAAGCGUAAAAAGAGUGCUCAACAGAUUGAUCAGACAGUCUAUGCACAAGUUCAGCUGAGGAAUGACAUGCAAAGACCCCUGGAGAUGUUGGAGAAAUCAGCGAAUCCUCAAACUGUGUAUGGAUUUACAGGGGAAUCCAAACAAACUCACAAUAUCAGUCUGACAAUGCCUACUCCUCAGAUAAGGAAACAAGCGCAAAAGGAAAAUCACCCCAGCACCACCUACAGUACAAUAGGACAAAACCAAAAACCAUCAUUUGCCUCUGAAACAGAUCAUACAAUUUAUUCAGAAGUGUGUAAAUCCACGCGGGCCAGACAACCUGUGCAUAAAUAGCAUUUAAAUUGUGUAUUCGAUAGAUAUCUU